Acanthosepion pharaonis is the source of this 1065-nucleotide messenger RNA. The record is from the annotation of a GenBank genome assembly. NCBI's taxonomy places the organism in Eukaryota, Metazoa, Mollusca, Cephalopoda, Sepiida, Sepiidae.
AUGUCUUUGCUUCUAAACCUCUUCUUUUUGUGUUUCUUCUUCUCCUCCUUCUUCGCUUCUAAACCUCUUCUUUCUUUUUUCUUUCUUUCUUUAAUUAUGUCUUUCUUUCUUUCUUUAACUGUGAUUAUUUUUCCUUUCUGUAUGUCUUUCUGUCUUUCUUUAAUUGGGAUUAAUAUUUAUUUCUUUAAUUUUGAUAUAUUCUUUCUUUUUUUCUUCAUGUCUUUCUUUCUUAAUUGGAAUUUAGCCUUACUUUUUUAUGGCUUUCUUUCUUUAAUUGAGAUUUAUUCUUUCAUUUUUUUCCUUCUUACUUCCUUGUUUUCAUUUUAUUUUUACUUCUUUCGUUAUUUUCUUUCUUUCUUUUUAUUUAAAUUUUAUAUUUCAUCUGAUUUUAUUAUUUUCUUUGUUGUUUUAAAAUUAACAUUUCUUUCUCAUGUGAAUUCAUUUUCCUUUCUUUCUUUCUUUAUUCUUCCUGAUCAUUUCUUUAUUUUUGGACUGACAUUAUAUUUCGUUCUUUUUUUUUACUUUAUCGUAUCUUUCUUUCUUUCUUUCUUUCUUUCUUUCUUCUUGCUUCUUUUUCAUUCGUUCGUCUGCACUUCUCUUUCUUUCUUUCUUUCUAAUACACCAAGUAACCUAUUCUUUCUUUCUUUCUUUCUUUCUUUCUUUCUUACUUUUUAUUUUUUCUUUGUUUCAUUUUAUUUUCCUCCAUUUUUUUUCUAUCUUUUGGAUUAUUUUCCAUUAAUUCUUUCCCUUCUUUUUUACUUUAGCUUUUGUUCAUUCUUUAUUUCUUUUUAUUUCUUUUCAAAUUAUUUUUCUUUCCUUCUUUCUUCCUUGUUUUCAGUUUCUUUGAGUUAUGUUCCAUCUUUUUUAUAUUAUUCUUUCCUUCGUUAUAUUCUUUCUUUCUUGUUUGUUUUUAUUUCUCUUUUCUCUUUUUCACUUUCUUUCUUUCUUUCUUUCUUUCUUUCUUUCUUUCUUUCUUUCUUUCUUUCUUAUCACUUCUUUUUUUGCCUGACAUUCUAUAACGUUCUUUUUGUUACUUUUUCUUUCUUUUUUCUUUCUUCUUUCUGA